Crotalus tigris (Tiger rattlesnake) is the source of this 8138-nucleotide messenger RNA. Its product is annotated as chondroitin sulfate proteoglycan 4-like. The transcript is spliced from 10 exons. The record is from RefSeq and is a predicted model, not a curated record. NCBI's taxonomy places the organism in Eukaryota, Metazoa, Chordata, Lepidosauria, Squamata, Viperidae. Bases 938 to 8095 code for a protein of 2385 amino acids.
UCAUAAAAUGGGGUAAAACUCACUUAACAAAUUUUUCACUUAGCAACAUAAAUUUUGGGCUCAAUUGUGAUUGUAAGUUGAGGACAAUCUGCAAUAAUAAUUUGCUAUGGAGAAGGAAAAUGUUAGUUGACCUCGACUUGCAUUUUAAAAAAGCCUUUUCCAAAGAGCUUUCUUUGAGCCUGGCUGCUUUAACCUAAGCCCAAUUUUAUCAUUGGGAUUUCCAGUGGAAAUAUUUAAUUAAAUCUUAAUUCAAGUAUAUUAAAUUUCAGUUUUGAAUAAUCUCCAAAUAUUAUAGUUUUUGCUUUGUUUCUGCUCUGAAUGAUUGGAAAAAUCAUCUGGAAUAAUAGAAGAGAUAAUUUCCAGAUAAUUAGAGACUGUAUGAGUAAAACCUUUUUUAAAAUGGGAGUAUUUUAAGUGGAACUCUAUUUGAAAAUCUUCCUAACAAUUGAAUAAAAAUGAUAGCAUACAAUUCCUGUAUUCUUGGGGGGAAAAGGUCUUUUUUCUUUCAUGGAAAAUUUACAAUUUGGUAACCACCUUUUAAAAGGUGUGCCAGUGGGGAAGAUGACAUACUGCAAUUCUGUCAUUGUUAUCAAUAAUAUAUCGCUGUGUUCGUGGAUGCCGGAUCAGACAUCUGGGGGGGGGGGCAAUUUUGCCACUGAAAAAGUGUCAGAAUGAGCCCACAGCUUCUCCGGACAGGCAACUGCAGCAUCUAGAAAGAGGACGACUAUGAGCCAGGCCUGCUCUCCUCCUAGCUCUCCCCCUUCCUGCCAGCCUCUCCCCCUUUCUCGCCCCUCGGUGUAACCUGACCCGAACUGCAAGCGCGCCAGCAAGGGCACCAGUUGUUGGCGGGCGGAGCCCCGCCGUUCAGGCCCCGAAAGCGGCCUCUUGUUACCCUGGGCCGCCGGUGGCUCGCCCUCCGACCCCCGGAGAAGUCGGCAUGGCCCCCGGCUGGUGUUCAAGAACCUUCUUGCUGCUCCUUCUGGUGCUCGCCAAGUGUCGUGAGACGCUCGCAGGUAGGGCUCGACUUCCGCCUGCGGGCGGGCGGGCAGCAUCAUUUUAUGGCGAAAGCUACAUACAAUUAAAUGUUGCUGAAGCAGUGUAUGAAAUAUCACUGAGAUUACGUUUUCAGACAAAUAGACCUGAUGGAUUGCUUUUUCUUGCUUCUGGAAAGGAAGAUUAUUUUUUGGUGGAAUUAAAUUCUGGAAAUAUACAGGUGAGGAUCAACUUUCACACAAAUGAACAGAUCCUUCAUUCCCAAUUACACUCACAAGUUGAUGAUUUAGAUUGGCAUCUUCUUGAAAUUCAUCAUGAAAGAGAAAAUAUUACUCUAGUGAUCGAUAAAAAUUAUCAGACUAGUGCAAUAGUGCCAGAUUUCUUAGUAUUUGAACUAAACAUUGAAUAUGGUCUCUAUAUAGGUGGGAGAGGUAACCUUAAUGUCUACUAUCUUAACAAUACACCAGUUAAUUUCCGAGGAUGUAUUAACGAUGUGAUAUUUAACAACCAUGAUAUCUUAACGUCCCUGAGAUCGUCUGCAAGAAAUAAAAAUAUUCAUGAAGUAUCACUGAGCUGCAGCAAUGAAUUUUUUGCAGGGGAAGAAGAACCCAUAAAUUUUUUUAAUUCCAAAUCCUAUGUUUCAUUUCCUCUUUGGAAUGUCCAAGCAGGAGGCAUCUUGGAAUAUUCAGUGCAAACUACAGCUCAGAGGGGAUUGCUGCUCUACAGUUCUGGUCCCUUGGGAGACUUUGUUGCAAUGGAAAUUGAAAAUGGUCUCAUUAAAGCUCACAUUAGAAUGGGUAAAAAUAGACUUGAACUUUCUUCUCUUAGUCCCGUCAAUGACAACCAGUGGCAUGUUGUCAGACUAAAAUUUUCCAUAAAAUAUGUCGAACUCACUCUAGAAAAGAAAACUGUGCAAACUCCAUUGCCUUCUCAUAGUAGGCUUCCUGUUCUUAAAGGGGCCUUAUAUGUCGGUGGAAUAAAUGAUGCACUCCGUGCAGAAGUGCUAAAACAAGGGUUAGCUUCAGUUUCUGGGAGAUAUGGAGAAGGCGGAUCUUUUAGAGGCUGCUUGAAAGAUUUGAUAAUCGAUUCCCAAAAAAAAUCCUUGAAAAAUGUUCUAGUGACUAAGGAUAUUUCAGUAGGAUGCACAACACCUACCGAAAAGCAGGCUGUUGUUGGUACUGUGACUCCUAAACUACUGAAGAAAGAAAGUCAUGACCAUUUUUUGUUUGUCAACAACUUAAUUGUGCCAGAAGGUGGGCAAGCAUUUCUUGGAUCUAAGCACAUUAAAGUCAGCGUGGACUUCAAAGCACUGGGGAUUCGUCAGUCGCAAAUUAUUUUUAGAAUUAAACAUCCCCCUUCUUAUGGCCAGUUGAGGUUGAAUGUUGUGUCAAAGCAAGAAGACUUCACAUUUACUAUGCUAGAUUUGUGGCAAGGCAAAGUUUUAUAUGUUCAUGAUGGUUCUGAAGAAAACUAUGAUUAUUUCACUUUCUCUGUUUCUACAAGCAGUAAAAGGAAGAUGCCUCCAUAUUUCCAAGGAAAUGAUGAACAUAUGUUUACUAUUACAGUGAGACCAAUAAAUGAUGCUCCAGAACUUAUAUUUCCAAAUGGAAACUUAUUUCCUCUCUUAGAAUACUCCAAGAAAUGCCUGAGUAUAGAUUCCAUAAAUAUUGUGGACAACGACACAAGUGCUGCAGAUCUUAGUAUUACAGUCCUUGGAAAUUCAAAUGCAGAUGCAGGUUUUCUAGAAAAUUCCAAAACUCCUGGAAAAACAAUUACUACCUUUUCCUAUGAGGAUUUACAGCACGGUAAUGUUUUCUUUGUCCACACUGGAAUUCAGAAUUCCAGGAUUGUUCUGCGAGCAAGCGAUGGGGAGAAAGUUAGCAACACAGUCGUGUUGCGUGUCAUGGCUGUACCCCUGGAUUAUAAAUUAGUCAACAACACAGGAGUUGAUGUGAUACAAGGCACCACAGUGUUGAUAACACUCAGCCAUUUGGCCACAGAAAUAAUUGCUUUUCAACAAGAGUUGGAAAUAAAAUAUGAAAUCACAGAAGAACCUUUUUUUGGAGAAAUUCAGAGAAGGCAUACUGGUGGAGAAUGGAAAAAAACAAAUUCUUUUUCUCAACGAUCCAUUGAACGUGGUCGUGUGAGAUAUCUUUCUACCUUCAAAGCAAUUCAGCAAGAUAAUGUCCAUGAACAUUUUAAAUUUAAAAUUAUCAUUGGUAGCAAUAUAAGCCAAGAGUUUCUGUUUGCUGUUAGAGUAAAAUGGCUGACUUAUAAUUUACUGAAAUAUGCGCCAUUAGUUAUUGAUAAAUCAGAGAGAGAGCAUCUUAAUUCUAGUAAUCUUCUUGUGAUGAUACCACAGAUGGAUCUGUCAGAAAAUGAAUUUCUUUACAAGCUGCAAUCCUUACCUGAGAAAGGAAGAAUUCUGCUUGAUAAUGUCCCAUUGCAAAUAAAUUCCAGCUUCAGCCAACAGAAUAUUUCUGAUUGUAAAGUAGAGUAUCAAUUAUACAGGAAGUCCCAUGAAGAAAGUCUGGAUUCAUUUCGAUUCUUCAUUAGUACUCAGUAUGUGGUAUCAAAUAUCUAUGAUUUCAAAAUUAAAAUCAAAACAAACCCACAAAACAUCAUUUUGAUAAACAAUGGUCUUACUGUUACUGAAGGUGAAGGAUCACUGAUAACAAAAUCAGAAUUAUUUGUGCAGACCUUCAGUAAUAUGACUUUUGAGUAUAAGGUUACAAAAAGUCCUCAACAUGGGAAAUUAAUGCUUAUUAAUUUUUCUGAUUCCCCAGAAAGUAACAACAAUCUUAGUAGUUUCACUAAUCAGGAUAUAUAUGGAGAACGUCUUAUGUAUAUACAUGAUAACUCAGAGACACAGUAUGAUGAAAUUCAUAUCGCUGCAACUGCCAUAAAAUUUGGAGAAGAGGCUUUAGAAAAAGAGUUCCCAUUAUCAGUAGGGAUCAAAUUUAAUAUUUCUAUCCAUCUGAAAAAUGAUGAAAAACCAGUACGAGUGGUAGAUAAGAUAUUUCAUGUUGUUAAGAAUGGAAGGAAACUGUUGACUUUGGAUGAUCUUUGCUAUCAUGAUCCUGAUACAGAUUUUGAUGAUAAUCAGUUGUUAUACACCAGGCGUGGCAUUCCUAAUGGAGACUUGGUUCUUGUCAAUGAAACAUCACAUAGACUGUAUCAGUUCAAGCAAGAGGACCUUAUGCAAAAGCAAGUCCUCUUUGUUCAUCAAGGUGCCAGUUAUGGUCGUUUUGUGCUAUUUGUAACUGAUGGAAAACAUUAUACGUCAUCACUGUUAGAAGUAAGUGCUUCUGAACCAUAUGUCCUCCUAGCAAACAAUACAGGAUUAUUGAUCCAAAAAGGAAAAGAAGCAGUGAUUACCACCACUAACUUGAGUGCUACCACAAAUCAGGAUAUUAGAAGUGAUCAUGAAAUUAGAUUUGAGAUAUUUUUCUCCCCGAAGUAUGGACAAAUCUUUGUUAAUAAUUUAGCGCUGGCCACUUUUACUCAGCAUGAUCUCAAAAUGGAACAUGUGACUUAUAAACAUGAUGAUAGCAAUAAUUUGAUUGACACAUUGAAUUUCACUGUUUAUGCUAAAGGCCUCCGUUUGGAUGUUGAAAUGAACAUUCAGAUAUAUUUGGAAAAUCAUCAGCAUCCACCAGUGGUCCUGCAUAACCACAGCCUUUUGGUUGAAGAAGGGAAUCCUGUUCAAAUCAGUAAUGGAAAAUUGCUGGCUGUGCAUGAAAACAGCUUGCCAUCAGAGAUAGAAUUCAAAGUAAGAUCAUCUCCAGUCUAUGGCUAUCUUUGGAAGUUUACAUCAAAAGAAAACUACCUUGGAGCAGAAGAAAAUCCAGUUUUGUCAUUUACUCAACAAGACAUCAAUGAUGGCAUUAUCCAAUACAUACAGACCAUCUCCAACCAACUCCAAGACCACUUUUCCUUGGAUGUAACCAAUGGCAUCCAGACAGUCAGUGGAAUAGGAAUGACUGUGGCCAUCAUUCCAAAGCUGAUCCCACUAGAAGUACACAACUUCACAGUUGCUGAAGGCGGUUCAAAAGUCCUUAAAGAAGAUAUUCUAAAAAUUUCCAAUAGCCACUUUGAAGAAGUUAAUUGUGACUUUGAUCUAGUUGAGCCACCAAAACAUGGGCAAAUUGCAAACUCUCAUUUUUUUGGAAUGGUAUUGACUAAAUUUACCAGAAAACAGGUAGAACACGGGUUGAUCUUCUAUGUUCAUGAUGACAGUGAACAGAUGCUUGAUAAUUUUACCAUUGUUGCAAACUGCACACAACUAUGGAAGCAAAGCUUGCCUCAGAUCAUAUUUGUGACUAUUACACCAGUAAAUGAUGAAGCACCCAUCAUAAAGAGAAAUAUAGCACUCCGGGUGUGGGUAGGCUCAGUCACUGAAAUAACAACGAAUGAACUCUUGGCAGAAGAUAAAGAUUCUUCUCCAGCAGAAUUAUUGUAUUCUGUUUCUCCUCCCAAUAAUGGCCACUUGGCACUCAAAUCUUCUCCAAGCAAGAGUAUCCUUAAUUUUACCCAAGCUCAUAUUGAAGAAGGACAAGUGGUAUUGGUCCAUAGAGGAUCAAUGUCUGGAGGUUUCAGUUUUCAAGUUACAGAUGGCAUAAACUUUGCACCUCGUCAAAUAUUUAGCAUCACAGCUCGAAAUUUGGUUAUUCGUCUUGAAAAUAAUAACGGAUUAGAAGUUUUUCCAGGUUCCAGGAAACCAAUUACAUCCCACAAUCUGAAGGCUGUCACCAAUGAAGUGGUUGAGGUGGAAAACAGAACAAUUACUUUUACAGUUGCAAAUUCCCCCAAACUUGGAAGACUCAUUCGUAUAUUUUCUGAAAAUAACAUACAGGAUAUUUCAAGUUUUACACAAUCUAUGGUGGAUGAAGGAUUGAUCAUCUAUGAGCAUUCAGACAAACAAUCAACUGAUUGGAACAUACAAGAUUAUUUUACAUUUACGGUCUCUUUUCCACCAGCCACUCUGGGACCUCAGGUGUUCCAUAUUAAUAUAUCCUAUGAAAUUAGAGCACAUGAUCAGAGCAGUCAGCUAUUUGCCAACACAGGUGCUGUUGUCCAGGAAGGUGGCAAAGUUUUAAUUGACAAAACUAAGCUAGAUGGCUCAAACCUACUCUCUAAAUUACCCCAGACACAACGUUCUGCAUUUGAAGUGUGGUAUGAAGUUGUAGCAUUGCCCCAGCAUGGCAGAAUUGUUGUGGGAGAACGAAAUAUUACUAGAGACAAGCCCCAUUUCUCCCAGUAUAUCAUUAACAAAUUUGGAAUCACCUAUGUGCACGAUGAUUCUGAAUCACUCACUGAUCAUUUUAUCUUCGCUGUUUGGCUAAAUGAGAAAAGCAAGUCUGCUGUGAAACCCAAUAUUGAUGUUUUAGAAGAGGCAUUUAAUAUUACUGUUGUACCAGUGAAUGACCAAGUUCCGAAACUAAAGUCAAAACUGCUGUGUUUGAAUGUUUUACAAGGAGAUAGAACAGUUCUAGGACAAGAUAGCCUAAACGUUGAAGAUUUGGAUAACUCACCAGAAGAGAUUAAAUAUACCAUUAUAACUGAUCCCCAAAAUGGACAUUUAGCACUGUGGUCUCGUUUGAAUGAAUCAAUCAAAGAUUUCACGCAAGCUGAUAUUAAUGAUGGUAGUGUUUGGUUUGUACAAGAUGGGAGCCCUCUCUCAGGGGCUUUCUAUUUCAGUGUGACUGACGGGCAGCACCGUCCACAGUAUAAACUCUUUCGGCUUGAUGUGAUACCGCUGUCCAUCACAUUGAUUAACUUAACAGAAGUGGUUCUUCUGCAGGGACAGGACAGAGUUGUUAUUACAAAUGUCCACCUUUCGGCAACAACAAAUGGGAAGAACCCUGAAAUCAUGUUUGAAGUAACAAAGCCUUUUAGAUAUGGGAAUCUUCUGAUUGAGAAUGAACAGGUGAUUAGAUUUCACCAAAGAGAUUUAUAUGCAGCAAGACUGUUGUACUGUAUGACAGACUUCACUGCCUUCGGUGAUAUGUUAGAAUUUGCAGUGUUCACACCAGACAGUAAUCUAACAGGACAGGUUCUGAAGAUCUUAGUACAACCUCUUUUGCAAAUGGCCCUAAAUGUGACCAUUCUCAACGGGAUGUCUUAUCAGCUCAAUGCAAGUUAUUUGGAUGCUACACAGUUAGCCAACUUGACAAAAAGCAAUCCCCAGUUUGAAGUCAUAAUGUCACCAGUUUAUGGGAGUCUUUCAAGGAGGUCACUGAGUAACACUGAAAGCAAGAGCCUGGUUCUCUUCACAAAAAGAGACAUUGACAUGGGUGUCAUUUUCCUUGAAACCAGUGCUAAUAUGACAAAUGCUGAUGUAUUAAAUGAUUCCUUUUCCUUUAUACUUAGAGCAGACAAUAUUCAGCCUGCUAUUGGUGAGUUCCACUUUGUCAUAAUGCGACAUGAUCCUUCACUGGUUCAGGUUUUUACUCCAAAAAUGCCUUUCUUAACUACUGCUGACAUUUUAGAAAGUUACAUUACAGAAAAUGAAUAUCUGUUUAUCCCAAAUCGUGGCGCACACACAGAUGUACCAGCACAGACUUUCAGGCCUGACCAAAACCAUUGGGAGCAUCAGAAAGAUAGACAGUUUGAUGAAGAUAAUACUAGAGGCAUAUCUGUUUGGGCUGUGACCACAAUAAAAACACAGUCUGAGAGCUCCUGGCUUCAGACACCAAGCACCAGGAACUGGUUGAUCAUCAUCAUACCCCUUUCUUCUAUGACUGCUUUAUUCAUUAUAAUUGCCAUUGUUCUUUGUAUUUUCCUAAUGUGCCACAGAUCAAAGAAGGCAAAACCUCUUAUUUUAGAACAGCCACCAGUAAUUCUCAACAGUUCAAGCUUUUCUCCAGAGAGAAGCUUAACAAUACCUACUGUCACAGUAACACCUCUCUUAAAAAGCACAGACAAAACAUCUGUUUUACCAUUCAUGUCCCUCCAGCGUGAACAGCGUCAUCCAGUGCCAGCUACUCCAGCUCCAGCUGUCAGUCUUUUGCAAAACACCUGGUCCAGCCUUGAUCCAGAAAUUAUUCAGUACUGUCGAAAAACCCACCCAACAUUAAAAUGCAAUCAGUACUGGGUAUAAUACUGUAUACCAUUGAAACCAGUAAAGAAUGUUCAGUCUUGUA